AAUCAUAAACGUCAUUCCAGUGAAUGAAGAGGUGCGCCUGUUCUUGUUGCAUUGAUAAAUCGUCGGAAAAACCUUGAACGAUGCGAAGAUCAUUAUUAAAUUGUGCUUGAAAUUCAGUAUUGUACCUAACACGCGUUUUCGUAAAAACAGUGGACUAGUUAAAUCGAUCAAUAAAAUAUUGCGGUCGCAAACAGUGGACAUGAGCCACCCUCGGAGUGAUGUAAACAUAUGCACGGCGGCGCAGUUGAGAGUGAUGCUACCGACAUCUGUGGAACAUAGUAUGCCUCCGCCGUUUAUCGAUAUAAAUAACCUUCAUGACAUACCACCUCCUCAAGCGGAUUUCUCGGCUCCACCGCCUUACGAUGUGGCCGCCAACUCCAAACUCCCCACUUACGAGGAGGUGCAGAGAGAAAAGCAGAUGGAGGGGGAAGAUAUACCUCAGAUGCAAGGCCCGCCUCAGAAUCACCCAACAUUCGCUGCGUUCGUAACGGUGGAGCCGACUGAAGGCACGGCUGAACAACUCGACCCGGAGAACAGUUUGCUCGGCACUGACAUUAUGUUCUUAACUUCGUUCUUCGUGGCAUUCCUAUUCAACUGGAUCGGUUUCCUACUGCUGAUGUGCUUCUGUCACACGGUUGCCAGUCGCUACGGUGCUCUCGCCGGCUUCGGCCUAUCGCUCGCCAAGUGGACGCUCAUUGUGAAGCACUCCACGGAGCUCGCGUCCCAUGAGAACUCUUGGCUCUGGUGGCUUAUUAUGGCUUUUGGUAUCUUAAUCUGUGUACGCGCUAUCAUCCAGUACCUGAACAUCAAGCGCGGCUGGCGUCUGCUCUCGGGCACGGCCCAGGAACGACUGCUCUUCUUCUACUAAACGCACCGCUUUCUGUUUCACUCACACCUGGCAUAUGUAUGGCUGUGCGACAAGGAUAGACAUAUUUUUCUCAGUUUCACGACUUCUCAAAUCAAGCAUUAUGGAGAUUCAAUAUUCAGAUCAUUUCGUUAGUCGUUGUAAUUCGGAAGAUGUGUCUACCUUUAAAGAUUUCUAUAAUAUCAAACAAACUUGAUUGUUCAGAUCAUGCUUGGUAGAUAUUUAAGGUAUCAGUAGACGAUAUAGUUUAGUUCUAAAUCCUCGUUAUCACACAAAUACGCAAUGAUUAAAUGAUACAGAGUCGAUGACAUUCUGUACACAUUGUUGUACGCAUCACUGAGUUGUGUUUUCAAAGACAUGAUAAGCCAAUAUUAUACUAGAUAUAUCUUUAAUUUAUUAUUGUAAGUAGCUCAGCUUUAGUGUUUAUAUUUGAGCAGAUAUUUUUAUAUAUGCAAGUUUGAUCAGUUUGAUCGAAAAUAGGAUUUAUUCUCACCGAUACGUGAAAUUCUACUAUUGGGUAUAAUUAAUUAUCGGGUACUUAUUUUGUAUAAUAGCACUAAUACUGGGUAAAGUAAGACAUUUAAUUGGACAAUUACGGUAUUAAGUUUAAUGUUAAAUGUAAACUCGAAUUAUAAUUUUUCGGUAGAAUGGUAUCAUUCCGUGGAUGUAAUAUGGCGUUAGUUAAGUGUUAGUUAUAUCUAUAUUUGUUAUAUUUCUAAGCUAAUAUCGCACCGUCGUUGGUCUAUCAUAUUUAUUUCAAACACAUGACACUUGCAUUUUAUGUAUUUAUUUUGCAAGCUUCGAUUUCAAAAUCAAUAAUCGAAGCGAACGAAAAUCAAAAAACUACUUAUUAAUGGUAAAAAUCAAAUAGGGCUUCUGCUUAUUUUUAAAGAAUAUUAUAUCGCAUUAAAAAAAUUGCAGAAAAGAAAAACAGUUUUACCUAAACAAGUAAUCUUUAUAAAUUACAUGUAAAUACACGUAUUAAGUUUCGACCAACGACGGGCGAUCGAAUAAUAAUAUGUCGUAAUGAUAACUUAUGGUCGAGAUAUUAAAAACUGCUAGUCUGUAUUUAAAUUCAUCUUGGUGGAAUAUCUUAAUAAUAUUUUUAUCUAUCAGCACAUUUUUAGUACAUUUGUUACGCUAAAAUGUUAGUACUGAAAUGUACUGAUAGAUAAAAUUAAUAAAAAAUAGGCAGUGUACAUUUUUACCGAACCCUCUUUUAUGAAAUAGUUUAUCCAAUUAUGAGUCUUAAAAAUCAUAUAAGAUGUGAUCAAAUCUAGUUGUUCUUUCAUAGGCUUGUCGCAAAAUACAUGAAACCUAUAAAAGUCCGAACUCUAUUUAAUCAAGGAUUGAGUACUUUGUUCGAUUCUUAAAGAAUGUAUUUCAACUGAAUUCUAAAUAAUUCUGAUACAUCAAAAGUACUACUUAGUUGUAUUUUUGUAAAAGAAACUUAUAAGUAUCUCUUAACUUGUGUUAAAAAUAACAUGCUUUCGAGUUCACCAUUUCUGAAAAAAGAGGGAUUCGGUAACUAUAACACAAAAGUUAUGGUUCUUGUAAUAUUCUAGAUAAUAUUAUCAUAUAACAAGUGCUUCAUGACUGUCUGUAUGUAGAAUGAAUGAGUUUCCUUGCAAAUGUUAGACUUUAUAAGUAAAAACAUCUUGAUUUAGUAAGAUUCACACAUUUAUGAACUAAGACCGCGACUUUUUCUAUUUCGCACCAAAAAUUAAAUGUCAAUGGGAGUUUUGUGAUUAGAUAACUUUAUUUUUAAUAUAAUGUUUUAGUGCAAUAAUGUCUAGUUCAGAGUUUCUAGUGGAAAUAAAUACGUUAUAAUUA
Molecule: messenger RNA, 2698 nt
Organism: Helicoverpa zea (corn earworm)
Lineage: Eukaryota; Metazoa; Arthropoda; Insecta; Lepidoptera; Noctuidae
Gene: Ndfip
Product: NEDD4 family-interacting protein 1-like
Exons: 6
Coding region: 200-868 (222 amino acids)
Biological process (GO): metal ion transport; vacuolar transport; ubiquitin-dependent protein catabolic process
Cellular component (GO): Golgi apparatus; perinuclear region of cytoplasm; endoplasmic reticulum
Molecular function (GO): WW domain binding
Source: RefSeq, a predicted model, not a curated record